AUGGAGAAAUCUUCCCUCCGGAGUUGCGUCUUGGGGGUCAGGACAGCUCAGGGCUUUACAAGAUCUAAGUCACCGAGGUCCGCCCUGGCGAUCAGUGUUUCAGCCACUAGCGCACAGCCAGUGAGUGAGCACUUGGCAGGGCGGCCGGCGAGACCUCCCCCGCACUCACCCUUAGCCAGAACUGGCAAGAGCCCGUGGCAGGUCGGGAAAGAGGCACAGGAAGACGGGAAACUGAGCGCAGUCCCACAUCCCUCGCCGCUCCCGCGGGUGCAGCGGGCGAGCUCCGGGCGCCUCUGGGCUCCGGGCAGUUGCCACCGGGGACUUGCCGGCGAGCUGAGGGCUGCGCGGUCCCGACUCCCCGGACGACUCGCCAGGGGGCUCGGCCUCCUCGCCCCAAGAGACCUGCUCCUCGCCGCGGGGGCGCCCUCGCCCGGCUGCCCGCAGAGGGCCGGUCCCAGCAGGCUGCUCCGGGGCGCCGCAGUUCUCCCUCAUCCGCCCGGAGCCUCGGCGGCUGGGCGCUCCCGUUGGAUUCCUCCUCACUCCGGGUCCAGGGCGCCGGCGGGCGGGGAUCCCCACCCUCCAGCCCUGUUUGUCUCAGGAGACCCACCCCUGGGUGUAAGCCCGGCCUCCCUCCCUCAGCGCUCGCAGCAACUGCCCGCGCGGCCCAAGAUCCCCGGACAAUCCCCAACGGCCCCCAGCCAGCUCCCCAAAGGCACCCAGUCAGCCCCCAAGGGAAUCCAGCCAAUCCCAACGGACCCGGGCCAAUCUCCACCGGUUCCCAGCCAAUCCCUAACGGCACGCAGUCAGCCCCCAAGGGAAUCCAGCCAAUCCCAAUAUCCUGGCCAAUCCCCGGAGGAACGCCCCCAAAGGCCUCCAGCCAAUCCCCAAUGGCCCCCAGCCAGUCCCAAAGUCCUCCUGCCAAUUUCCAACGGUCUCCAGCCAGCCCUCAAAGGCUUCUAG
This is a messenger RNA of Callorhinus ursinus (northern fur seal), 960 nucleotides long. The record is from RefSeq and is a predicted model, not a curated record. NCBI's taxonomy places the organism in Eukaryota, Metazoa, Chordata, Mammalia, Carnivora, Otariidae.